Naegleria lovaniensis is the source of this 2745-nucleotide messenger RNA. RefSeq lists its product as uncharacterized. The transcript has a single exon. Bases 1 to 2745 code for a protein of 914 amino acids. The record is from RefSeq and is a predicted model, not a curated record. NCBI's taxonomy places the organism in Eukaryota, Heterolobosea, Eutetramitea, Acrasida, Naegleriidae.
AUGCUCCCACAGAGAUCUUCCUUUCCCAUCAAAUCCCAAGCUAUGAAAGAAUCCAACAACAACACAACAGCGACGUUGUUUCCAAACACACACAACACGGAUUCCAUGACGGUGAUGACCGGCAAUGGCAACAACGUUCAACCAACAACAAUCACCAAUAACAACACAAUAAGUAGAAACAGCAUGCUACCGGCUGAUCAUCCUUUUCAUAAUCAGCAACAAGUAGACAUAAAUCCGAGGUUAACAUCAACACAACCACCACCCACUCAACAUUAUCCAUUGUUGUUCUCAUCAAUUUCCAACCAAUCGGCACCAAUGAGCAAUAUGAUCCAACCUCCCCCCUCACUCAUCUCCAAUAUGGUCAACAACUCAUUUCCUAAUUCAACCCCAAUGAAUAUUUCCUCCCUUUUACCAUUUGCUAUUUCACCACCUCCCACACGAUUCUUUUCAAUGCUUGUUUCUUCGAAUAGUAGUAAUAAUCAACAACAAGCGUCAGUACAACCCAUCUCAUCAUCUACUACCACAGGUGGAAAUAGUAACAUCCAGAACAACCUUCAGCCAUCAUCACCCCAACAUUACUUGUCAAACAAUACUACUCUAUUCUCCACAUCAACAACUACCACACUCCCGGUCCAGCAAGCUGUGCCCAAUGCAAUUGUAGAUAGAGGACAACCAAAUGUUUUUAUUCCAAGCGUUCAUACCGUUGCAACUGGCACUGGCCAAGGAUCAAAUGUAACUUCAUCACAAGCACUUCAAACAACUUCCUCAGGAACGUCACAAUCUAUGCACACCGAUGAUGAAAAGGAAGAAACCAAUCCUGAGUCAAAUACGACAUCUAAUAGGCCUCCUUUGGAUGCUCCUGCAGCUGUGUUGCUACUUGAGCCUCCCUCACUUUCAACAAUCAUUGAUGAUCACCAUCCAACAAUUCCCACUUCACUCUACUAUAUCAGGAAGAGUCAAAAUACCGAGAGAUUUAACCGACCACAGCAAAGAUCAUCCUCAUCAUCAUGCUUGGAAGACAUUGAUGAUGAGUCAGGAAGUGUUGCAACGCUAGUACAACAGAACAAGUUGUCACGCCAACACAAACACAAUUUAUGGAAAAAUGAUCACGACUGUGACCACAUUUGUGGUUGUGUGGAAGACAAGAUGGAGGCCGAAUUGAGACUGCAAGAUAACUUUGAAACAAAUUACUUCCAUUCCAAGAAACGAUCAGCCGCUCAUAACAAGUAUGAUGGUGAAUCAAUGAAUCCACAUUAUACAGAUGAGGACGAGGAAUCUUCUCACUUUGAAUGUAUUGAAAAUGCCUCAAACCUUAUUUCAUGCUCGGAUAUCGACCAUCUCAAUCAACAACGAAAGAAACGAAAGAAAACACCUCAAGAAAAUUUGUUAACAGGCUUAUCGAAUUUGUUACAAAAUUUAGAGCCUGAUUGUGUAUUGUACAUAUUUCAAUUUUUAAAUUGUACAGGAAGAGAUAAUUGGUUUUGCAACAUUAGAAAUAUGUAUGGAAGAUUUAAAAAGAAUAAUCAAAUAUUACCACUCUACAGAUUCAUUACCAUAGAACAGCAUAGUACUCUAAAGUUAGGAUUUGGAGCUCUCAAAAAUCAUCAAUCAAUGGAUUGUAAUAUUCAAAGUUUAUCCAUACAUCGUAAAACCAAUCAACCGCUCGAGUGUGAAAUGGGGUAUAUGAGCAAAGUUGGACGUUCUUUAAAAACCUUCAUUUAUUACAAUCAUUGCGGUAACAACCCAACAUAUCCUGCAUAUACUUUGCAGGGAGGCAAUGUCAUCAACAUUGAUGCUUCAUCUUGUGUUGACACCGGAUCUAACAACACUACUAACCCUAAUGGCAAAAGUGCAUGCUCUUUCAAUGAUGCCAUGUCAUCAUCUUCAGAAGAUGAGUUGGAGGAAUCAAGCUUUGAAUUGAUUGAAGACGAAAACUCUCAUGUAAUAGGACUGAAGAGAAAAUCUCGCUCUGAAGGCUCAUGCUUUUUGAAAGAAAUCUAUAGGAAUUGUAAGGUUUUAGAGAAAUUGAAAAUUGUGGACAUGGAAGGUUACGUACCAAUCAAGGUUUCUCUUAGAUUGCCAGCAAAUCCAAAAGGUGCUAGUCCUUCCCUUGCAUUUUCAAAUACGCUACGAAAAAUUAGACUCUUCAAUUGUGUUCUUCCCUCUCACGCAAUGAGCGUUAUUUGUAAAAUGUCACAACUGGAAAGCGUUCAUUUUGAAAAAACUUUUGUGAGUGACGUGAAUGAAUACGAUUCUCUUCUCUCCCUCACCAAACUCAAGGUUUUGAAAUUGCAAGUUGCCCAGCUUCCCAAAAAACUCUUGAAAAACAUGCCAAUCACGUUCACUUCCCUUGAAAAGCUCUUCCUAAACGUUUCACAAAAAACAGACUCAUACGAUGAAAAAUUCAAUGUUGAGUUAUUGACCAAUCUGAGAUCUUUGAGUGUCAUUAGUCACUUUAACCUUGAUUUAUUGGCUCUCAUGAGGAAUUGUACCAGAAUUGAAUUUUUACAACUUGGCUUUGAUGUUUGCUUCAAUCACAUCUUCCCCAAUGAGAAGUUGAAAUGUUGCAUUCUGAGAAAUGUGUUCAUUUCACCUGAUCGAUCCAAAGUACUCAUCCAAAACAAUACUCUACGUUGCCUCAAAUUGUCUCCUGCAAGUAUACGAGCAGCGCAAAGAGAAAUUGCCUACAUUACCCAACAGAGAGCUCUCUUAAACAAGAGUCCUUUGUGUAUCACAGAGUUUUAA